GAGUCCCUUGGACUGCGACACCUGCUGCCCAAGUUUGAGAAGCCCCUGGGCGUGCGGCACCUUCAUGAGGUGUCGGAGCUGGAGAUUGCAGAUCUGGAAGAGAUUGGGCUGAGCCGCCUGGAGGUCCGGCGCCUUCGUGCCGUGGCAGAGCAGGCCUCAACCCAGGAAUCGCGGUGGCCCCGCACAGAGCCACCGUCGAGCAGUGGGAGACAGCAGUACCCGCAGAGCGCGACUGAGGAAGCGUCCCGGCCAUCUCCUUCCACUGCUUGGGCUUUGGCUGGCGCCGGUGCCGGGCGGCCG
Messenger RNA from Symbiodinium natans, 300 nucleotides. NCBI's taxonomy places the organism in Eukaryota, Dinophyceae, Suessiales, Symbiodiniaceae. The record is from the annotation of a GenBank genome assembly.